Messenger RNA from Cladophialophora bantiana CBS 173.52, 1185 nucleotides. RefSeq lists its product as uncharacterized. The record is from RefSeq and is a predicted model, not a curated record. Gene Ontology annotation, molecular function: GTP binding. The coding region runs from base 1 to 1185 and encodes 394 amino acids. NCBI's taxonomy places the organism in Eukaryota, Fungi, Ascomycota, Eurotiomycetes, Chaetothyriales, Herpotrichiellaceae. The transcript is spliced from 2 exons.
AUGAAGACUCUGAGAUGCAGCGAUGAGUUCUCACUAGGCGACGGGAUCGGCCUGCCUCCGCCACUACCUCUGCGAAAGAACAAUGUUGUUAUUGCAGUCAUGGGACCAACGGGAGUUGGUAAGAGCUCGUUCAUCAAAGCUCUUACUGGCGCCGAAGAUAUUGUCAUUGGCCAUGGAUUGACAUCAGCUACUUCCAAGGUCCAAUGCUACAACCUCGCCCACGAAGGGACAAACUUUCUUCUCGUCGACACUCCAGGAUUUGACGACAGCAGCGGACUGGACAACGAUGUUGUGCAGGAGAUUCUGUCAUGGUUGAAGUCAUCCAUGGGGGAAGGCUUGCUCUUGAAUGGAUUGAUCUAUCUACACCGCAUUAUUGACCCAAGGAUAACUGGGACAGCGCGUUCUAAUAUGCGUCUAUUCAGAGAACUUUGCGGAAGCGACAACUUGCACAAAGUCGUCCUGGCCACAACUUUCUGGGCGGCUGUCGACGGUGAGCUGGGCCAGCGGCGUGAGGCGCAGCUUCUUGAGGACCCAAAAUUCUGGAAGCCAAUGGCCGAGAAAGGAUCCAGGGCUUUCCGACUGAGGCAAGACCGCACGGCAUACCUACAGAUUUUGUCACACAUCGCUCGAAAGAACGACAAGUUUUUGGUCCAGGCUCAGCAAGAAAUGCGCCGUGGCCAGGAAGCACAUGAGACAAGCGCCGGCAGGGCUAUGAAUCUUGGCCUUGAGCGUCUCAAACAAGAGUACGAAGCCAAAGUGGUCGAUGAGAGGCGAAAGCAGCAGGGCAUGCUUGAUGAGGCCGACCGUCGACGUCGUGCAGAGCACCGGAAAGAGCAACGUCGACUUGAACAGCAGCGUCGUCGCGAAAUGGAAAGACUUGAACGAGAAGCGAGAGAAAAGGACGAAGCGAGACGGGAGAGUGAAGCUAGACAAGAUCUCCUUCAGAAGAUGCAGCGGGAGGCGGAAGAGCGAGAAAUGCGUCAAAGAUUAGAGACGGCCGCUCAAGUUCUCCGACAGCGCCAGGAGGAGGCGGCCCGGCUCCGACAGCUCUCUUCCUAUGUUUGCAAGAACUUUGACACAAAAAGAGUUCGCUGUAGCAACUGCAACACGCGUCUUGAUCUCGUUGAAGGUGGUAAAUGGUGUUAUCGUGAGCACAUCCCACCCGACCCCUUUGGACUGAGCUAA